CAGAUCACUACUCAAAUAAUCUUAUUUUGGACUAAUAUGUUUUACAUGAAGAAUUAUAUCAAACACAAACAACGUCUGUAUUCAAAGCUUUCUUGCUACACAAGGAAACCUAAAAUCACAAGUUUAUACGGCACAUUACAUUUUCCGCCUCCACAUAUAAAACCAAUGUAUAGAAAUAGCUUUUCAAGAUGAAUGUACUUCACGCCUGUACGUGACUGCUAACCAAAAGAGCUGCAGCCACAUUAGGUUCUGAAAGAAGAAUAGUAUUGUGUAAUAAGCUCAUGUGAUUUAUGAUAUUCUUCGGUUAGGAAGAGAAUGUUUAACCGGGAUAAACGUACCAAUGCAUCGGUUAUGGACACAGUCCCCUAUGUAAGCACACGUCUCAGGAGGAUAAAACUAGGACAACAUCAUUAUUUCAACAUAUAUAAUGUUAUGGUCUCAUUAGGUUGGUUUUUUAUUCGUGUAAAUGUGAUAUGAGUAAUCAUCUUUCGAGUUUGUUAACUCUAGUUAGAGCUGUCUGCGUUUACUUAUGUUAUUCAAUGGUUAAUACUCUAGUCAGAAAGGAAUCUUCCAAGCAAUCUUAUAUUAUAUUCUAAGACAUGCCAACACGUUCCAAGAGAUUGUCCUGAGAUCUAUUCAAUCCCAAACAUGUGUUUGACCUUUGAUGAACAUAAGUAAAUGCAGAUAACUGUGACUUGUGAGUUGUGACAUGUCCCUCUCUUGAUUUUGAAACGAAAAAAACAACAACAGAAGUCUCUUUAUUCUCUCUAAUGGAUGUUUCUUCUUUGGCCUCUCCUCAGGGGGGAUACGAUGUGUUCCCAAGCUUCAGAGGUCCAGACGUCCGUCAAACUUUUCUCAGCCACUUGCUUAAGGAAUUUGAGCGCAAGGGAAUCAAUACUUUCAAAGAUAGUCAGAUCAAGAGAGGCAAAUACAUCAGUCCUGAGCUCAAACAAGCUAUAAGAGAAUCAAGAAUCUGCCUCAUCAUCCUCUCUAAGAACUACGCUUCCUCAAGCUGGACCCUGGGGGAGUUAGUUGAGAUCUUGGAGUCUAGGAAAGCUUCUGGUAAAACGGUAAUGACAGUUUUCUAUGACAUUGACCCGUCUCAUGUAAGAAAACAGAGCGGGGAAUUUGGAAUGGCAUUUAGAAAGACUUGUGAGAGAAAGACAGAACAUCAGAAGCAGAGAUGGAAGCAAGCUUUGACCAAUGUUGCAAGCAUACUCGGAGAAGAUUCACAUAAGUGGGACAAUGAAGCAGAUAUGAUCUCAAAGAUUGCCAAAGAUGUUUCUAACGAGUUGAACUUCACACCAUCAAGGGACUUUGAUUAUUUAGUUGGAAUUGAAGCUCACCUAGCCAAGAUGACUUCACUGUUAUGCCUAGAAUCAGAUGAAACAAGGGUGGUUGGGAUUUGGGGGCCCUUGGGGAUCGGCAAAACAACAAUUGCAAGAGCCAUAUACAAUCAGAUUUCAAGAAGCUUCCAGCGCAGUCUCUUUAUGGAUAAUGUCAAGAGAAGUUACAGAAGUGGUGGUGACUCUGACGAUUAUACUUUAAGGCUGAGGUUGCAAAGAGAGUUUCUUUCCAAGAUUUUAGACCAUAAGGAUAUGGAGAUACACCAUUUAGGUACAGCUCAACAAAGGUUGAAGUACCAGAAAGUUCUUGUUGUUCUUGACAAUGUUGAUAAGCUAGAGCAACUACAAGCUUUGGCGAAUGGACCUCCCUGGUUUGGUAAAGGAAGUAGGAUCAUCGUGACGACAGACAAUAAACAUCUCUUGGAAGCACAUAAGAUCAAGCAUAUAUAUGAAGUGAAAUUCCCAUCUAAAGAUGAAGCUCUGAAGAUUUUCUCUCAGUCUGCUUUUACACAAAAUGCUCCCCCAGAGGGUUAUCUGAACCUUGCUGUUGAAGUAACAGAGCUAACUAGUCAUCUUCCAUUAGGCCUAUGUGUUCUUGGCAAAGCAUUGUGCGGGGAGAGCGUGAGCAUUUGGACUGAUCAACUACCUAUGAUCAAAACCAGUCUCAAUAGGGACAUUGAACAAGUCCUAAUAGUUGGUUACAAUGGAUUAGAUGAUAAAGACAAAGCUAUAUUUCUCCACAUUGCGUGUUUGUUUGAAGGCAAAAGAGUUGAUUGUGUGACACAGUUUCUUGGAAACAGUGGUCUAGAUAUCAAAUAUGGACUUGGUGUUCUUGUCGAAAGAGCUCUCAUUAGUAUACUGAGUGACAAGCUUAUUAUAAUGCACCGUUUGCUAAGACAUAUGGGCAGAGAGAUUGUUCGUAAACGCUCUAUUCAGUUGUCUAUGAGAUGCCGGUUCUUGAUGGGUGCUUGCUACAUGUACCAUGUUGUUGCUGAUAAUAUUGGCACUGGAGCUGUGUUAGGCACAACCAAAGUCUGCCUCACAAAUGAGAAAGCCCUAAGCGGCAUGCAUGAUCACCAAUGUAUACGAUUUUGCAGAGAUAUGGUGGAUAAGGGGAGCAAAUUGGCCAAACUAGUCUGGGAUGGAAUCAGUGUCUUGGUUUUGUCCAUGUUUUGGCUCCUUAGGUGUGCCUUUCUUUCCAUCAUGAGUAUGCCCACUGCUGCAUUUGAACAUCCGUUUUGGAAACUCAAGAAGAGACUUUCCCAUCUGAAACCCAGCAAAGAGGUGAACUGCUGUGUGGACGUUGCAAGGAGCUAGGAGACAUCUCACCAGAUAUCUUGCUCAUGUAAAGUACUUCACAAUGUUAAAACUUUGGCCCCUAGUUUGAUUUGGGACUGAGCUUAUCAGUCGUAUUAUGUGUGUAUUUGACUUAAUGCAAUUUCUGUUUCUGGUCUCUUUUAGAUGCUUCCUCAUAUUUAGUCUUGUAAUAAUCUGCUCGAAGUGUUCAAGGGGAAUACAUAAUAACAGUUUCACUAGUGAUGUACAUGAACAUGAGCAUCACUUUUACAUCUAAAAGUUGGAUAAAAAAAUGGCUGACGAUUAAAUGGGAAACUCACACUAUAGACAGUGUGUGUACAUUGAGGAGAAAGGAGGACAGUGAAGUCCCACCAUGGGGUUGGUGUGACGUCUUUUGAAGUCAGUACUGAACUCUGUGCCACACAAACAAGUAAAGAGAGAUUUGUUUGGUAAACAAAGUAGGUGAAGGAUUAUGAGAUCCACGUCCCAUCAUUCCUUGUAGGCUUCUUCACAUAGUAGUAUUAUACUAUUUUUUAUUAUUGUUUGUUGAUGGCUUGGGGCACCAAAUACUGAAAUUUCAAAGCCUUAAGCAUUCGAUAAAGUGUGUCACAAUAUUCAAACUAAAGAUGACUCCCCUAAGAAACCUAAAUUAAAGGUACUAAAGUGUUUUGGUUUAGCAAAGUACAAAACAAACUGGAUUAUCCUAAACCACUCUGUGAUUCACUUCUUAAUCCUUUUGCCUUUUUUUUCUUCAGCUUCCUAAACAGAGUUGGUUGGUUG
Messenger RNA from Brassica napus (rape), 3422 nucleotides. RefSeq names its product putative disease resistance protein At4g11170. NCBI's taxonomy places the organism in Eukaryota, Viridiplantae, Streptophyta, Magnoliopsida, Brassicales, Brassicaceae. Gene Ontology annotation, biological process: signal transduction; defense response. The transcript is spliced from 4 exons. The coding region runs from base 771 to 2663 and encodes 630 amino acids. Gene Ontology annotation, molecular function: ATP hydrolysis activity; ADP binding. The record is from RefSeq and is a predicted model, not a curated record.